Molecule: messenger RNA, 1290 nt
Organism: Aethina tumida (small hive beetle)
Lineage: Eukaryota; Metazoa; Arthropoda; Insecta; Coleoptera; Nitidulidae
Product: GMP reductase 1
Exons: 3
Coding region: 18-1220 (400 amino acids)
Biological process (GO): purine nucleotide biosynthetic process
Cellular component (GO): GMP reductase complex
Molecular function (GO): GMP reductase activity; IMP dehydrogenase activity
Source: RefSeq, a predicted model, not a curated record
UCGGUUCGAGGGACGAAAUGGCGGUUUUCGAAAUUGCGCAUGUUCCAAAAAUAAGUCGCGCUUCGGUUUGUUGGUCAGUCGAUUUUCCAACGUCGAUUCGAGCACAUCUAAAAAUAGUCGCGCACAAAUUCCGCAUUUCGCGUCCUUUUUUCUUUCGUUUUCGUUCCCGUUCGAAGAAGAUGCCGAACAUAAUCAACGAGAUCAAGUUGGACUUCAAAGACGUGUUGCUGAGGCCGAAACGAUCGACUUUGAAGAGCAGAAACGAUGUGAACCUGUACAGAGAAAUCACGUUCCGCAACUCGAAACAGACGUACUCGGGGAUCCCCGUGAUGGCCUCCAACAUGGACACCGUGGGCACCUUCGAGAUGGCCAAGGCGCUCUCCAAGCACGGCCUCUUCACCUGCGUCCACAAGUACUACUCCCUCGACGAGUGGCGCCGCUUCGCCUCGGACAACCCGGACUGCCUCCAGAACGUGGCAGCCAGUUCCGGCAUGUCGGAUCCGGACUUCCAACGACUGAGCGACAUUCUCAACGCGAUCCCCCAAAUCACCUUCGUCUGUUUGGACGUCGCCAACGGUUACUCGCAGCACUUUGUCGAUUUCGUCAGGAAAGUCAGGAAGAACUUCCCCCAACACACCAUCAUCGCUGGAAACGUGGUGACCGGUGAAAUGGUGGAAGAACUCAUCCUCUCCGGCGCCGACAUAAUAAAAGUGGGGAUCGGACCGGGAUCCGUGUGCACGACCAGAAUGAAGACGGGAGUCGGUUACCCUCAGCUGUCCGCCGUGAUCGAGUGCGCCGACGCCGCGCACGGCUUGCAGGGCCACAUCAUCUCGGACGGCGGCUGCACGUGCGCCGGCGACGUCGCCAAAGCCUUCGGAGCGGGAGCCGACUUCGUGAUGGCAGGCGGAAUGUUCAGCGGCCACGACCAGUGCGACGGCGAGGUCAUCGUCAAAGAGGACGGCAAAAAGUACAAACUGUUCUACGGCAUGUCGUCGAGCACCGCGAUGGAGAAACACGCCGGCGGAAUAGCCGAGUACCGAUCGUCGGAGGGCAAGACGGUCGAGGUGCCGUACAAGGGCGACGUGGAGGCGACCGUGCUCGACAUUCUGGGCGGACUGAGAAGUGCCUGCACCUACACCGGAGCCGCCAAACUGAAGGAGCUGCCCCGCAGAGCGACCUUCAUCAGAUGCACGCAGCAACUGAACACCAUCUACAACUGACUCCACGCAAUUCCAUGUUCCAUGUUUCUUUGUUGAUAUUGAGUAUUGAAUAAAGACGUUGUUCAUCGUU